AUGGAUAAUCCACAUGUCGAGGGUCGUCAGCUCGGCAUCUGCACGCGUCGCUUCAACACGCUCGUCCAGGGGUUCACGAUCAACAUAACCGGGCCUAACCUAGUGGGUUUGCUCGCCGACAACAAAGACGUCAUCGCCACUCUGGAGGUCCCGAAAACGGCGUCGAUCGCAGCGACGCAAUCCCGGCCCCCAUGGGGAGUUGACAGGAGCGAUCAGAACCCUGGGGGCGCAACGUUGGAUAACACGUAUACCUACAACUACCCGAUGGACGGAACCGGGGUGCACGUCUAUAUCAUCGAUACGGGCGUGCGCGCAAGCCAUCAGGACUUUCUGACCAUGGACGGGUCGCGCAGCCGCGUGCUAACCGGGUUUAACGCCGUGGGGGAUGGCCAGGGCACCGGAGACUGCAACGGUCACGGCACGCACUGCGCCGGCAUCGUGGCGGGGCGGGUCUCGGGGCUCGCCAAGAACGCAUACAUCCAUUCUGUCCGCGCAAUGGGCUGCGACGGAAACGGCGGCUACGGCAACAUCAUCGCGGGGCUGGACUGGAUCGCGGCCAAUAAGCAGAUGCCAGCUGUCGUCUCCAUGUCAAUCACGACCCCCACCUCGGUUAGCCUUGACCAGGCGGUUAACAACCUGGUUGCCACGAGCGGAAUCACGGUGGUUGCGGCCGCCGGCAAUUUCGCGCAGAACACCUGCAACUACUCGCCUGCGCGCGCAACUUCGGUGAUUGCAGUGGGCGCUACCAAUCGCGCGGACUCGAUCAGCUGGUUCUCCAACUACGGCUCGUGCACCACGCUCUUCGCGCCGGGCGAGGACAUCGACAGCGCGAGCUACGCGAGCGACACCGGAAUCGUGACCCUCAGCGGAACGUCCAUGGCGACCCCCUUCGUGGCGGGCGCGGCCGCGCUGUACCUCUCGGCCAACAUCUACGCGCGCCCCUCCGAAGUCCGCCAGGCGCUGCUGGACGGAACUCUGCCGAACACCGUCCGGAACACCAUCCCCGGAACCGGAACCCCGACCAGCCUGAUGAACACCCGCCUGAGCUCGCCCCUGGUUGACGUCAGCCCCCGCAGCUGGGUGACGUCAGAGAACUCGAAGAAGGCAAUCACGGUCAGGCUCAAGGCGCGGCCGGCGAACCCCGUGUAUCUGCAACCGGCGAUGACAGUCGGGGGGAUUGGCCGUUUUGUUCCGUCUCGCCUGACCUUCGACUCGAGCAACUGGCAAACGCCGCAGGCCGUGGCCUUGGCCGUCCCCCGACUGGCGGAUUACUUGGACCACACCAGCCUAAUCCAGUUUAACUUCAUCAGCCGGGACGCCCGUUUCAUGCGCACGCUGGAAGGUUACCUGGACUCCCAAGACACGGACGUCUGCCGCUCAUGCGGGGACACGUUCGCCAAUCCCAAGGUUGUCCCGAAGCUCCCGUUCUACCACGAAUGGACAACCACCGGUUACCAGGACAAUUACAACGACGGCGGCUGCACCGGGUCGGGGCCGGACGUUGUGUACGCGUUCACACCGCCCUGGAGCAUGAGCGUCAGCGUCGACCUGUGCUCAAGCACGACCCAGUUUGACACCAUGAUGGCGAUCUACCAGAAGACCGGCUCCGGUUCCGCUUCGCUCAUCCCCGGUUGGUGUAACGACGACUACUGCAACGUCCAGAGUGCGAUGUACAACCUUCCCAUGACCGGGGGCCAGACGUACUACAUCGUGGUCGACGGAUACAACGGCGCGAAUGGGCCGUACGGGAUCAACAUUGUGACGUCAACCCCACCCCCGUCUGGCCAGGCCUGGCCGCGCAGCGUCGGCGAGAUUGUGAACGCGACCGAGGUUCCCGCUAACGUUCCCGCGCCGGUCCAGACCGUCAGCAAGGGCGUGAUCACACGCUGGAACUACUGGGUGGCCAAGCAGCAGAACGGAACCAGCGGAACCGGAAAAGGACCCGGAACGGGCGGCCUUUUCUCGGUGUACUCGUGGGUCACCACCGACUGGAGCGCGUGCAGCGCGUCUUGCGGCGGCGGCAUGCAGACGCGGACGGCCUUCUGCGAGGACACCAUCGGCAACGUCGUCGACGUCAGCAACUGCGACGCGGACACGCCGCUGACGUCACAGGCGUGCAACCAGGUGGCGUGCCCCGAGUACUCGUGGUUCGCGGCUGGCUGGUCCGAGUGCCCGGUGACUUGCGGCGGGGGAACGCAGACGCAGGCGGUUUACUGCAAGGACGCCAACGGCAACCUCGUCGAGGCCUCCGCGUGCGCCGGCCAACCCGCGCCGGCCACGUCACAGCCCUGCGCCACGUCAGCGUGCGGGCAGUACUACUGGGCGGUGCCCGGUUGGUCGCAGUGCAACCGGCCGUGCGGCGGGGGCACGGUCACCCGGGACCUCCAGUGCGUCGAAACGGCGACUGGAAAUCUGACCGACGUGGCAAAUUGCGGGGGCGCGUAUGAUGAGAGUGCCCCGCCCACUUCCAAGCCGUGCAACCUGCAGCCCUGCCAAGCGAUCACGUGGCUUGCCUCCCCGUGGGGCGACUGCCCGGUCACCGCUAACUGCAGUUCCGUGCAAACCCGGGUGGUUGAGUGCGUUGACCAGCAAGGGUUAACGAGGGACGGCUCCUUCUGCGACGCCGCCGGUCUGAUCAAGCCCGGCGAGACGCAGGGGUGCCGGAGCACCGCGUCGAACUGCGACUACUGCAAGAACUGCUCCGGCCACGGCACCUGCAUCAACCGGUCGUUCUGCCAGUGCGCCCCCGGCUGGAAGGGCGACCUCUGCGAAACCCCGACCACGUGCCCAGGGAUCCCCUCCGGGGCCGAAGGCGGCACGUGCUGCCUCUCGGGAGUCGUGGGCGCGCGCGCGCAGUGCUGCGCGGCCGCGGCCGCGGUCGUGGACGCCGCCGGCGAGUGCUGCGAGAGCGGACACGUGGACGCGUGCGGAGUGUGCGACGGGGCGUCGACGAGCGUGGACGCGCUCGGGCGCUGCUGCGCGACGGUGCGCGACGAGAAGGGCGUUUGCUGCGCGAGCGGCCAACUGGAUGAGUGCUCCAUCUGCGACGGUGACGGCACGAGCUGCGUCAGCAUGGUGGGCGUCACGCUUGACGUCAGCGGGGGCGCGGCCCCGUACGCGGACAACUCCUCCGCCUACUACGCUCCCUUCCAGCUGGACUUCAGGAAGCGGCUCGCGGCCGCGGUCGGCGUCGCGCUCGAGGGUGUCGCCGUCCGCAGCAUGGCCGUAGAUAACAGCAACGGCGACCUGCUGGCCAUUGAGAGCACUGUUUCCGCAGUUGGGCUGACCGCGGGAGCCGUGAUCACACACGCGGCCGCGACUCAAGCAGCUUUGACGCUGUCGGUCGGCCAGAACUCCGACGGACAGGACCUGUGGCUGUCCGGCGCGGCCCUGACCGCCGUGACCCACGUGCAAAAGGCGGGCGUCUGCGGGAACGGCAUGUGCGAGCUCGGGGAACGGUGCACCGCGCAGGGAACAAGCGCGACAAUGGGGAAUGACACCGACCCGGUGACUGGCCUACCGGUCGCUUGCUGCUACCAGGACUGCCAAUUCGUGCCCAUGCUCUGCCCCGCCCCCGCCCUGGGGGCCCGCGCCGGGCAGCCGUGCGCGGGCGCGGGCCGCUGCCUCGACUCCACCGGUGUUUGCGACUGCUUCACCGGUCACGCCGGCGCCGAUUGUUCCCAGUGCGCCGACGGCUGGUCGCUUACCCAGACCGGUUUAUGCGUCUUCCGACUGGACGGCUCCCUUCUCGCCCAGCCUAGUUCGCCCACCGUGGGAUCCCCCCCGAGCCGCGGAAACACCACCAACGCGACAAUCCUGGACGUCCCGACCGGCAGCGGCAGCGGUAACGGCAACGGGUCGUCCGGCGGGAACGUUACAGCGCCCCCGGCCCGGCACUACAACGCGGCGCGGCACUGGGGGAUCGGGUUGGGGGUCUCGCUUGCGAUGGGGAUCGGGUUCCCGGGAAUGGUCAUCGGGGCGCUCCUGGUCUAUGUUCACUGCUUCAAGAAGCGGUCGGCUGGCACCCCCCGGGCGAUGGUCAGGCCCGUGAGCGAAGCAGAGGAAGCGGCGACGGUUGCAACGCCCGAGGAAGCCGCGGCCGCGGCCGCGGAGGCGGCGAAGAAGGCGCGCGGCAAGGCGAAGCUGCCGGAGUAUGAGGAGGACGAUAGGCUAUCCACGAUCAGGAAGUCGGACAACCACAGGCCCGAGCCGGAGAUUGUGGAAGUCAGUUCCGGCAGGCAAUGA
This is a messenger RNA of Klebsormidium nitens, 4245 nucleotides long. The record is from the annotation of a GenBank genome assembly. NCBI's taxonomy places the organism in Eukaryota, Viridiplantae, Streptophyta, Klebsormidiophyceae, Klebsormidiales, Klebsormidiaceae.